This is a messenger RNA of Chanos chanos (milkfish), 1067 nucleotides long. RefSeq names its product nuclear casein kinase and cyclin-dependent kinase substrate 1a (gene nucks1a). Gene Ontology annotation, biological process: interstrand cross-link repair; double-strand break repair via homologous recombination. Gene Ontology annotation, cellular component: cytoplasm. The record is from RefSeq and is a predicted model, not a curated record. Gene Ontology annotation, molecular function: double-stranded DNA binding; single-stranded DNA binding. The coding region runs from base 132 to 1040 and encodes 302 amino acids. Lineage: Eukaryota; Metazoa; Chordata; Actinopteri; Gonorynchiformes; Chanidae. The transcript has 8 exons.
AUUUGGAUCGGGCGCUGAUUUUGUAACACUACAUUUAGCAUUUCAAGCUGCUGAACAGGACGAUUUUGUUUUUAUUUUCCUGCAUUUCUUUGCUCUUUUUACAUUUUUAACCUCUACAGUAUUCCUGCAAAAUGUCAAGACCCGUGAGGAACAGGAAGGUGGUGAAUUACUCACAGUUCAAUGAAUCUGAUGAUGCAGAUGAGGACUAUGAGAGAGAUUCGGAGAGGCCCACAAAAAUGCGUGCAGCGCCACGUGAAAUCAAGCACAAGAGGUCUAAAAGCUCACAGGAUGACAGUGAGGACUCUGAUGACAAACUUUCCAAAUCCAAAAAUGAUUCAGCAGAUGAUUUUGGUAGUGAUGACAAUGACUUUGGGGAGGAAGAUGAUGAGGAUGGAGGCAGUGACUAUGAAACUAAGCGCACCAAAAAAGGGAAGAGGGGCAAGGUGGAGAAGUCGAAUAAAAGAUCCACAAAGAGGAAACGAGAUGCAGAUGACAGUGAUGAUGACAGGGAGGCAAGCCGAAAGGUGCGGCAGGUGCGCCAAGCUGCGUCCAAGGCCGCUUCGAAACAGCGAGAAAUUCUGCUGGGUGACGGAGGGAGCGAGGACGAAGACAAAGAUGAAGAAAAGCAGGCCUACGUAGACCAGGAGUCUGGAAGUGAUGAGGACUUCAUGGUGGAUGAUGAUGAUGACAGUGAUUAUGGGCACUCCAAAAAGAGAGGCAAGAGGGUGAUCCGACGAAGCCGGACAGAGAGGAAGGAGAAGAAAUCUCCUAAACCCAGGCUAAAGGCUACAGUCACCCCCAGCCCCAUGAAAGGCAAGGGCAAAGGUCGUCCCAGCGCAGCGAAGGCCUUGGAAAAGUCCUCGCCCAAAGAGGAGGAAGAGGCCGACCCCGAGAGCCCCCUAGAGGAUGAAGACGAAGAUGAGAUGGAGAAGAAGGACUCACCUCCCCCCAACAAGAGAAAGGAGGAUGCCCCUGAUGAUGAAGAAGAAGAGGAAGAGGAAGAUGGAUCAGAAGAGGAGGCACCAUCUGGGGAAGACUAGCCAGGUGGCGAAGGGUUGCCCUGCCUC